AUGUCAGGUUUCAAGAAGUUUACAGAUUUUUUAUUUUCUAAACAAUCGUUGAGAUACGUUUGUACUACCCAUUUUUGGGGGCCAGUCUCCAAUUUCGGUAUCCCUGUCGCUGCCAUGUUGGACUUGAAAAAAGAUGCAGAUUUAAUUAGUGGACCAAUGACAGGCUCAUUAAUCGUAUAUUCGUUAGUCUUUAUGAGGUAUUCCAUGGCUGUUACUCCGCAAAACUACUUAUUGUUUGGUUGUCAUUUCGUAAACGAAGUAGCUCAAUUAGCUCAAGGAUUUAGAUGGGCCAAGAAUCAAUAUGAAGAAACCCCAAAAAUUGCCAGUUCUGAAAGCAAAUAA
This is a messenger RNA of Debaryomyces hansenii CBS767, 342 nucleotides long. Its product is annotated as pyruvate transporter. The coding region runs from base 1 to 342 and encodes 113 amino acids. NCBI's taxonomy places the organism in Eukaryota, Fungi, Ascomycota, Pichiomycetes, Serinales, Debaryomycetaceae. The transcript has a single exon. The record is from RefSeq and is a predicted model, not a curated record. Gene Ontology annotation, cellular component: mitochondrial inner membrane. Gene Ontology annotation, biological process: pyruvate import into mitochondria.